CCAAGAGACUAGGUCACAUAGGCCCCGUUCGGACCGACCGUAUGAAGAAGAUAUACUCCGCAAUCCGCAUAAUGUAAAAUCAUGGCUUCGGUACAUUGAUAUGAAGUCCAAAUCUCCUCCCAAAGUCCUAUACAUGCUCUAUGAACGAGCCUUGAAACAACUUCCCGGCAGCUACAAAUUGUGGUAUCGUUAUUUACGACUACGACGAAUUCACGCAAGACGCAUGUGCCCCGGCAGUCUGUUACACGAAGAAACAAAUAACGCACACGAACGUGCUCUCGUCACAAUGCACAAGGUACAGUUCAUUUGUCGUUUUUGUUUCUCAUUACUCUCUCUCUCUCGUGGGAACAGAUCCCUGAAAGCGCUCCCGAUCACACAGCACGAUCGAAUCUGGAUGUUUUAUUUGCGAUUCGCGGACAAGCACGGGAGCAGUGUGAACGAAACAUGUCUUCGAAUCUAUCGACGUUACGUCAAGUUUGCCCCGGACGAUAUGGAACGGUUUAUCGAGUUUCUCAUGCGAAACGGCAAUGCGAAUGAAGCCAGUAUGAAGCUGGCCGAGAUUAUCAAUGACGACAACUUUAUCAGCCGUCAGGGAAAAUCGAAAUUCCAACUAUGGCAACAGUUGUGUAGUAUAUUGGUAAAAAAUCCUUUAAAGAUCUCAUCUCUCAAACCGGAUCCGAUAAUUCGGCAGGGUAUUCAUCGUUACACGGAUCAGGUGAGUAUCUAUUCCCAUCUGCGGACUUCUGCAAUACAUCAAUCUAAUUGUAAAGUGGCAACUUUUCCCUAA
Echinostoma caproni is the source of this 787-nucleotide messenger RNA. The record is from the annotation of a GenBank genome assembly. NCBI's taxonomy places the organism in Eukaryota, Metazoa, Platyhelminthes, Trematoda, Plagiorchiida, Echinostomatidae.